UUUCAAAAUAGAGAGAGACCUUGCUGUUAUUUAGCGAAUAUACUUGAUUUUUUCUUUCUCUUCUGUAAUCUCGCUUUCUCUCCACCUGAAUCACACGAAGAAGCAGAGAGAGAAAAAAAACAGAGACACUUUCUUCGCUGAAAAGAAAAAUCAAAUCAGCUCAUCCCAAAACGUUUUCCAUCAAUGUCUUCUCGCCGGAGAGUUCUCCUGAAGGUUAUCAUUCUCGGAGAUAGCGGGGUUGGGAAAACUUCGUUAAUGAAUCAGUUUGUGAAUCGUAAAUUUAGUAAUCAGUAUAAAGCAACGAUUGGAGCUGAUUUCUUGACUAAAGAGGUUCAAAUUGAUGACAGGAUUUUCACUUUACAGAUUUGGGAUACUGCUGGGCAAGAAAGAUUCCAAAGUUUGGGAGUAGCUUUUUACCGAGGAGCGGAUUGUUGUGUUCUUGUGUACGAUGUCAAUGUUAUGAAAUCUUUUGAUAAUCUUAAUAACUGGAGGGAAGAGUUCUUGAUUCAGGCCAGUCCAUCAGAUCCUGAAAACUUCCCGUUUGUCGUAUUGGGGAACAAGACCGAUGUUGAUGGUGGCAAAAGCCGAGUGGUCUCUGAGAAGAAAGCAAAAGCUUGGUGUGCGUCUAAAGGAAACAUUCCUUACUUUGAGACUUCCGCAAAAGAAGGAUUCAAUGUUGAUGCGGCUUUUGAAUGCAUAACCAAAAAUGCAUUCAAGAAUGAACCUGAAGAAGAACCGUACAUGCCCGACACCAUUGAUGUUGCAGGGGGUCACCAACAAAGAUCAACAGGGUGUGAAUGCUAAUCAAGGAGAAGUUUAUUGCAGAGGGUACCAAUAUUUUGUUUUGUUUGGCAAAUUUGAUUUUUUGUACCAUAUAAUAUUAAAACUUGCAGAAAUGUAAUUUCAGUUCAUUGAAAUACAGAUUCUAACGAAUUCGGUUCCUUUUCUUUCGGUUCCACAACGAUAUCAAAAUCACAAUCAUGUAAUGUCACAAAAAUGGUCAUUUAUAUAAAUCUCUCUCUGUUUCU
Molecule: messenger RNA, 1028 nt
Organism: Eutrema salsugineum
Lineage: Eukaryota; Viridiplantae; Streptophyta; Magnoliopsida; Brassicales; Brassicaceae
Product: ras-related protein RABG3d
Exons: 7
Coding region: 184-804 (206 amino acids)
Cellular component (GO): vacuolar membrane
Molecular function (GO): GTP binding; GTPase activity
Source: RefSeq, a predicted model, not a curated record